AUGGACACCGCUUAUCGGCACUUAAGAAGUGUCCGAAUCAGUCCAGAGAAUCGUAUCAUAGAUCUUGAAUACGCUGAUGAUGUAGUCCUUUUGACAGUUAUAACGAAAGUAAUAUUAAAUAAAGUGUCAGAAACUGCAACAAGAAUCGGACUCAGGAUCAGGAUCAAUGUAAAUAAAACGAAAGUCUUUUCGUCUUAUGCGCAAGAAGGUGAUGAAAUGCCUCUUUUCGUAAAUUCAUUGCCGGUUGAGGAAGUGCCCGAUUUCAAAUACCUUGGGUCCACUCUAAUACCAAAUGGACAGGCAAAAGAUGAUAUUACAACUCGGAUCACGGCAGCUAGAAAUGCGUUCUUCCUGCUGACGAAACCUUUAUGGAGUCGUCGUGAAAUCACCAUAAAAACGAAAGUCCGCAUGUUUUGCCGUUCGUGA
Dracunculus medinensis (Guinea worm) is the source of this 426-nucleotide messenger RNA. NCBI's taxonomy places the organism in Eukaryota, Metazoa, Nematoda, Chromadorea, Rhabditida, Dracunculidae. The record is from the annotation of a GenBank genome assembly.